Molecule: messenger RNA, 444 nt
Organism: Mucor velutinosus
Lineage: Eukaryota; Fungi; Mucoromycota; Mucoromycetes; Mucorales; Mucoraceae
Exons: 4
Coding region: 1-444 (147 amino acids)
Biological process (GO): tRNA 5'-leader removal
Cellular component (GO): ribonuclease MRP complex
Molecular function (GO): RNA binding
Source: RefSeq, a predicted model, not a curated record
AUGCGUCGAUUUGCAAAGUGUGUGGAAGACUAUCGAAGAACAAGCAAAAAUGUCGACAGUGCAGACGCAGAAAAACCACCAGCUGAUAAUGAAGUGCGAAUCAGCCAUAGCAAAAUACCUGUCUAUGUGGAUGCUUGUCUCAAACUACUGCAAAAGGAUGCCAAGCAACACAUUGUAGUAGUGGGAAAAGGGCAGUUUGUUAACAAGGCAGUGACAGUAAUAGAAAUGGUGAAGAGAAAGAUGCAAGGCACGUUGCAUCAAUAUACCCAGUUGGGUAGUGUGUCAGUCGUUGAACAAUGGGAUGCUACCAAUGACGACAAGUUGGACAGUGUUCAAGUAAGCAAGAAAGUGCCUGUCAUUAUUAUCUAUCUAUCAGUGGAUGAAAUGCCUGAACUAGAGGCCACAUCUGGCCACCAAGCACCUACUGGGCCUGAUAUCUUUUAA